This is a messenger RNA of Pogonomyrmex barbatus (red harvester ant), 3338 nucleotides long. It is a transcript of the gene Octalpha2R, whose product is annotated as alpha2-adrenergic-like octopamine receptor. NCBI's taxonomy places the organism in Eukaryota, Metazoa, Arthropoda, Insecta, Hymenoptera, Formicidae. Gene Ontology annotation, molecular function: G protein-coupled receptor activity. The record is from RefSeq and is a predicted model, not a curated record. Gene Ontology annotation, biological process: G protein-coupled receptor signaling pathway. Gene Ontology annotation, cellular component: plasma membrane.
CUCUCUCUCUCUCUCUCUCUCUCUCUCUCUCUCUCACACCCUUUCCAUCUUAUCUAUUCUUCAUUCUCUCUAUUUACCUUAAUACUCUUAAUCGAGUAACCCAUCGGAUUAUCUAUAAAUCUCUGUACACUCUGUCCGUGCUAAAUCUGUUGUGGACCAGUGAAUGCGGGAAAUACGAGAAAUACGGAGUCGCGAUUCAUGCAAGCAAUAAAUUAGAAACCAACUAAGUACGACCACGGCACCGAAGACGUAACGGAAAUAACGUUACGGUUGCAACAGCGGGAAUCGAGGGUGUCAGUUACGCCGAAAUUAGCUAAAUUUAAGCUAAACUAGAUUCUAAAAGAUUUGGUCCAAUAGAGAAGAGAGAGCGGUUAACGAUUGCCAAAGGCGAACUUUAAUCGCAUUUUGUUAGCUGCACGAGGCGAAAAUAAUGCGUGAGUGAGUGUCACGCGUGAAUUCUAAAAUUGCGCGUGCAAAGUUACAACACCACGAGAGUUUCAACUAAUAUACUCUUAAGAUACUCUCCAGUCAAAAGGUACUUUUUUCGAUUAAGUGCAAUAUUAUCGUGAUUCAUAUCUUAAGAUACGUAUCGACUAGGAGGUACGGCGGGAACAAGCUCGACCAACGAAGUUGGUUUCGCAAGCGGUUUAUCGUUCGAUUCGGAAAGACAAUCUUCAAGGAGAGACAACGGCUUCCACGAGAACGAUUCCACGAGAGGACGAGGAAGAACGUGUGUGGAGGCAUUUACGUAUUCGACAACGAUGGCAUUAUCCUGAAACGGGCAUGACGCCCUUGGCCUCGAGAUGCGACGAGACCACUACCCUUCUGUUGUUACUGCUACUCGAGCUGGCACCCGGGGCACGUUGCUACUCGCGCGCGGCCGUAACUUCCGCUUCGUCUUUACCAAGAUAGCAUUUACAGUCCCCGGCGAGGGUGCGAGUAAUGCCGCUUCUCGGCAGCAUUAUGACCAUCGCCGUCGAUAGUUCGACAACGGCGUCCACGAGCGUCUUCGAGGGGAACAUGACGUGGUCUCGACCACUCAGUGGUGGCUCUACGUUUCCGAGUAACGAGGCCCUCCCGACCCCACGUACAAUUCCGAACGGUAAGCAACGGCGGCGUCCGGCCGCGAAAGCUACCACCGAUCGUGUUAGUCGCCUCCUCAGCGGUAGAGAUGCUGAGAAAGGACCGCUGCUGAGCGAGAACAACGCUGCUAAAAACAACGAAAAACACAUCGAGAGCGGCGAGCGUAACACCACCACCACAACCGAGAAAGAGGGUGGUGGCGAGGCAGUAAGAAAGGAAGCUUCCCACCAUUGCGGCCAGACUUCAGAAACUCGAGUUUGCGGUAGGAACACCGUAGGCGCGACAAAGAGUAGGGAAAUUGCAUUUACUGGCGAAGAAAACGUGGCAGGGAUAGGUGGUGGUACUGAAAUAGGGGGUGGCGGCAGUGAACAAAGUGUCGACAGCAGCGUAGGCAGUACUACCGAUAGUGUGAGUGUGAGUACGGGUGUAUCGAAUAGCUCGGAGGAGGGAAUCGCGAUCGAAUACGAGAAGGAUCUGUUGCUCUUUGGUUUUAGCGACACGAUGGAGGAUACGAUUAGUUUGUUCAACGAGUCAACCUACGGGAACAUUAGUCACCCCUGGAACAUCAGUUUGUACAACGAGACUUUUAUUGUUCUGGCUGAGGGUAUGUACCCGUCGGGAUAUACUCUCCCGCAUAUUAUACUUGCGUCUAUCCUCGCGACACUCUUGAUGAUCGUGAUCGUCGUGGGAAAUAUGCUGGUGAUAAUCGCUAUUGCCACGGAGAAGGCGCUCAAGAACAUACAAAAUUGGUUCAUAGCCAGCCUCGCGGUGGCUGACUUCUUCCUCGGUCUUGUCAUCAUGCCAUUUUCGCUCGCUAACGAGAUUAUGGGUUACUGGAUCUUCGGAUAUUGGUGGUGUGACAUUCACUCCGCCAUGGACGUGUUGUUGUGUACGGCCAGCAUCAUGAAUCUUUGCCUAAUCAGCCUAGACAGAUUUUGGAGCAUUACACAGGCGGUCGACUACCUGAAGAAAAGAACACCAGCUAGAGCGGCGCUCAUGAUUGCCCUCGUCUGGCUAUUGUCAGCGCUCGUUUGUAUACCACCGUUACUCGGAUGGAAAAGACCCACUCCAGAAGAGGAAUAUCCCAAAUGCAAGUUGUCCGAGGACAUCGGGUACGUCCUUUAUUCUGCUCUGGGCAGUUUCUACAUCCCAUCCUGUAUCAUGGUCUUCGUGUAUAUACGUAUAUACUUCGCUGCCAAGGCUCGUGCGCGUCGCGGCAUCCGGAAGCAGCCUCGUCCACGUGUCGUGCCGCCGGAAUCGCCAGACGUCAGACAAACCAGCUUUACUCAGAGUACACCGGCAACCGACACCAAGAAACCUCCGGGAUCAGUCAUGGAGAACGUCGCUACGAUUGAGAACCAGCCGGUCCAGAUACCAAUUGUCACGUGCGACUUUGCUAGUGACGUCAGCACGUCGGAGGCUGAUGCCGGCGGAGGUAUCAGUAUACCAAUGGAAGAAAAGGACACGCUGAAGGUGAGUAUACCGGUGCCGGCACAAAAGAGCAACUUGAAGGCAAGCUUGUCGGUGAACGGGGAUGGACAAUCGGGAGGCCAGAAUGUACCACCGCGAUGCCGAGCGCCCAGCGUCGGCAUCGACGUCGACAUGGUGUCGGAGUUUGAUCCCUCGUCGUCGGAUAGCGGUGUGGUGUCGAGAUGCGCGGUGGUAAAACCGCUCAAGCUACGGCUGUGUCAACCGAUCUUUGGCCGUAAGCACGUAGGUAAGUUGAAGAGGGAACACGGCGACGGGGGGCGACACGCGGGCAAAGACGAGUCCGGCGGCGACGGCAAGACGAUGAAGCAGCGCGAUCCGGAAAGAGAGAAGAGGAGAAUAGCGAGAAAGAAGGAGAAACGCGCGACGAUGAUACUGGGCUUCAUAAUGGGCAGCUUUAUCGCUUGUUGGUUACCCUUCUUUGUCCUCUACAUCGUCAAACCCCUCUUCCCUGACUUCGAUAUACCCUCGCAGGCCUUCGUAAUCGCUUUCUGGCUCGGCUAUACAAACUCGGCGCUGAACCCCUUCAUCUACACGGUCUUUAACAAGGACUUCCGCCGUGCUUUUCGUCGAAUAUUGUUUAAAUGAGCAAUACAGUAUAGCGUCGACCAAGAGGGACGCUAGCGAUAACCACAUAUAUUCCGCCCUCGGGUAUGCGAAUAAGUACCCCGAUAGUACCCCGAGGAUGACUUCUCGAUCGCGAGUCGCGCGAUAGCCGAUCCGAUUUCCUCGAGUUAUUCUCAAGGGAAACUUUAAUUAUAAGAGGA